Messenger RNA from Drosophila suzukii, 522 nucleotides. RefSeq lists its product as uncharacterized. The record is from RefSeq and is a predicted model, not a curated record. NCBI's taxonomy places the organism in Eukaryota, Metazoa, Arthropoda, Insecta, Diptera, Drosophilidae.
AUGUUCACCUACCGCCUGAAACUGAUGAUCCUGCUGGGCCAACUGCUGCUGGGCAUCCAGAGCUAUCCCCUGGGCGAUGAUAGCUCCUCCUCCUCCAGUGUGGUCCACUCGGCUGGUCUGCUGGGUCACUAUGCCGGCGGUUUGACUGGCGGCGAGGCAUUGUCCAAGCUGGAUUUCAGCUCAUCCUCCCAUGAAUUCGGCACCACCGGGCAUGAGGAUCAUCUGGGCUCCCUGGGUGACCAUUUGGGCGAGGAGAGCUUCCCCGCCGACUAUGGCAGCAGUGAUGCUGGCGAGGAGUACGCGGAGGCCAGUGAGGUGCACUCCCACUACGAGGAUCAGAAGGCCGUGCCCGGCAUCGAUCAUGGCAAGGGUGCCUUUAGCUAUAGCACCCUGUACGAGUUCAAGGAUCGCGAUGAGCACGAACUCCAUCACCUCCAGCACCAGGCCCUCGAGGAGCAGGUGGAGCACCAGGCGGAGCACGACCACCAACUGGACCACCACCAGCUGGAGCAUCUCUACUAA